This is a messenger RNA of Hippoglossus stenolepis (Pacific halibut), 1242 nucleotides long. Its product is annotated as dickkopf-related protein 4. NCBI's taxonomy places the organism in Eukaryota, Metazoa, Chordata, Actinopteri, Pleuronectiformes, Pleuronectidae. The record is from RefSeq and is a predicted model, not a curated record. Bases 348 to 1043 code for a protein of 231 amino acids. The transcript has 4 exons.
CUCCAGGAAGGAAGCCAAGGCGGCGCUGUCUCCGCCCGACUGAUGCGGUCAAGCUUCAAACGCACCUUGAAAACUUCUGAGGGACAGGCGGCUGGAGGAGGACGGAUCAGAGGGGAGGGGAGGGGUAUAAAAACAAACGCACCUGAAGGCAGCAGCAGGUUUCAGAGACGAGAGGAGACGAGUGAACAAGAUUUAAUUCACAGAGGAAAAGAAAACAGAUCUGUUCUUAUCAGUCAGAUUAAUAUCAGACUUUAAAUCAAAAAUAGGAAAGAAAAUUGAACCAAGUUAAAAACUCCGGUUUGUCAAAGGUUGUUGCAAAGCAGCAGCGGACGGUGAUUGGUCGGUUGAUGGAUCACAGGAUGUGGAUGUGGCGCAGCGUGCUGUGCAUGUCUCUGGUUUACGGUCUGGCUCUGGACUCGAACACCAUCCGAUCGUCCAAGGAGACGGAGACGCAGCGCUCGGAGCCGGAUCGUUCCCAUGGCGACCAGGUGGAGCGGGCAGCAGGAGGUCGGACGGAGACGAAUCAUCGAGCGACGCCUCCGUGUUCCACAGCUGAGUGCGACAUACCUGUGAGGGGGGGCUGCAGUAACAGAGCUCAGAGGAGGCCGUCCUCUCAGGACAGACAGGUGGACAGACAGGUGGACAGGCAGGUGGACAGAGAGACAGACAGGCAGGUGGACAGAGAGACAGACAGACAGGGAGACACCGACAGCUUCAACAGGACAAAAGCUCCGGAGAUGGCGAGCUGCGUCCGGUCUGGAGACUGUGGGGCGGGGCUGUGCUGCGUCCGCUAUCUGACGGGGAAGCGGUGUCAGAAGAUCCCGGGGGAGGGCGAGGCCUGUCUGCUGCUGCGGGGCUCCACCAAACUCAGGAGGAACCUGGGGCGCUGCAACUGCCACACGGGGCUGUCCUGCACCGCCAUCGACCGGGCGGAGUCAGGCAAGAACAAGGGCCAGGGGGUGUGUCUGCCCCGCCCACAGCAGGGCCAGAGGAAGACAAGGCAUUCUGGGAAAAAGAAGAGGACGACAGAGAGGAGCUGCUGAUCGUUUCAUCAACAGUUUAUAUUUAACACACAGUAGCUGUUUGAGUGGGGCCCUUCAGUGGGGCCCUUCAAUGAGGCCCUUUAGAGGGGCCCUUUAGAGGGGCCCUUUAGUGAGGCCCCUUUAGAGGGCCUUUAGAGGGGCCCUUUAGAGGGGCCCUUUAGUGAGGCCCUUCAGUGAGGCCCUUUAGAGGGGCCCUUCA